AUGAUAUCCUCGCUACAACCACAACGGCCUAAAGUAGCCUCCUCCGUCUCCCAUUUCCCACCUCAAUCCCAACCAACUAAACCCGCAAACCAGCAACCCACUCGCUUCAUCUCCGGCAUUCCCCAAGCCCCACGCUGCCAAAUCGAAGCUAUGCCACCCUUCGAUCCAUCAAAGGCAAUAUUAGAUGCGUCGAAAAGGCAUCCGGUAUUCUUUACGGAUCGGUUGGUGAAAGCGCCGAAUGGGGUACUUGGUGGUUGGGUCUCGCCGGUUGCCAAGGGGUUAUGA
This is a messenger RNA of Lachnellula hyalina, 285 nucleotides long. RefSeq lists its product as uncharacterized. The record is from RefSeq and is a predicted model, not a curated record. NCBI's taxonomy places the organism in Eukaryota, Fungi, Ascomycota, Leotiomycetes, Helotiales, Lachnaceae. The transcript is spliced from 3 exons. The coding region runs from base 1 to 285 and encodes 94 amino acids.